Sorex fumeus (smoky shrew) is the source of this 1531-nucleotide messenger RNA. Its product is annotated as WW domain-binding protein 4-like. The transcript has a single exon. Gene Ontology annotation, cellular component: precatalytic spliceosome; nucleus. Bases 63 to 1193 code for a protein of 376 amino acids. NCBI's taxonomy places the organism in Eukaryota, Metazoa, Chordata, Mammalia, Eulipotyphla, Soricidae. Gene Ontology annotation, biological process: mRNA splicing, via spliceosome. The record is from RefSeq and is a predicted model, not a curated record. Gene Ontology annotation, molecular function: RNA binding; zinc ion binding; protein binding.
GUGAGGAAAAGACGAGCUGAAGCCGGGCCCGGAGGGGGACGCGCCGAGCGGCGGGUGCAGUCAUGGCAGACUACUGGAAGUCACAACCAAAGAAAUUCUGUGAUUACUGCAAGUGCUGGAUAGCGGACAAUAGGCCUAGUGUUGAAUUUCAUGAAAGAGGAAAGAAUCAUAAGGAAAAUGUGGCAAAGAGGAUCAGUGAGAUUAAACAGAAAAGCUUGGAUAAGGCAAAGGAAGAAGAAAAAGCAUCAAAGGAGUUUGCUGCAAUGGAGGCGGCUGCCCUGAAAGCAUACCAAGAGGAUUUGAAAAGGCUUGGCUUAAAGUCAGACAUUUUGGAGGAAAGCGUAUCACCAGUAACCAGCACUGUCCCACCUCCUCCUUCAUCAAGUCAACCGAAAGAAAAAAAGAAAAAGAAAAAAGACUCUUCAAAGGACCGAUGGAUAGAAGGCUUACCUUCUGAGGGUUACCAUUACUAUUAUGAUCUUACCACAGGAGCAACUCAGUGGGAGAAACCUGAAGAAUUUCAAGGAAGCCUAAAAAAGACAGCAUUGAAGACUGUUUGGGUCGAAGGAGUAAGUGAAGAUGGGUAUACCUAUUAUUAUAAUGCAGAAACAGGAGAAUCCAGAUGGGAAAAACCUGAUGAUUUUAUUCCACUAUCUGGCGGUUCACCUUCUAGUAAGGUCAGCAAAAAGGCACAUGGCACCCUAGAAGAUUCCAAAUCAACAGAUUCACAUAGUGAUUCUGAUGAGAAAAAGGAAGCAGAGAAAGGAGAAGUCUCAACAGAAACACAAAAACAGAAAAUAAAGUUUACGAUAAAAAAGAAAAGUAGUAAUGAUAAAGGAAAUGAAUCAGGAACACAAAAAGGUAGAAAAAGCCAGGAACAGAAUUCAUCCAUUUCUAAAGAAGAAAAGCCGAAAGUUCAUAAAAAAACAACUCCUACUCCAUAUGGACAAUGGCAAGAAAUUAAACAAGAAACUGAGUCUCAUGAAGAGGUAGAUUUGGAACUUCCAAGCACUGAAAAUGAGUAUGUGACAUCUUCAGAAGUUGAUGCUGAUGGGGAACCCGACGUGGUAUUUAAAGAAAAAACAGUCACCUCCCUUGGAGGCAUAGCAGAUGGAGUAGCCCCGGUCUUCAAGAAGAGAAGACUUGAAAAUGGGAAAUCUAGAAACUUAAGGCAACGAGGUGAUGAUCAAUAGUUGUGAUUUUGAACAGAAUGGAAACUAUACAUCUUAAAACCCCUCUGUGUUUGUUUCUGAAUACUUCUGUGCUUAAAAGUUUAGAUUUAUUCUAAAUGUAUUUUCUGUAAAUUUAAAAUAAAUCUUUCAUGUGAAACUUAUUUUUCUUCCUAAAAUGGAAGGUCUGCCACAUGGCAUUGUAAUAUGAUGUAUUAUGUUCAGUGGCUAAAAAUUGCUAAUUAUGUCUAAAAUAGAUACUAUAUCUUUAAAAAUGGGAAAGCAAGGUCUUUAUUCUUUCUUGUAUGAGCAUACUUAUGUAGCACUGAAACUGAAUUAUUUCUGUAUAUUGGUGAUAACUU